AUGAAGCGGACAGCGGAGAAGACGCUGACGCAGGACAACUGGCAGGAGGAGGAAGGAGAGGAAGGAGAAGAAGGACAGGAGGCUGGAGAGUUCAAGCAAGCAGCUCCCGAGGAGCUUGCCAAGAGGAGAAUAGUCAAAGCUAGGAGAUCCGCCAACGGACCAGCAGUGCCUGAUGCUGUCGCGGAUAAAGUUGAGGAGGCGAAACCUGUUGCUAACUUCUCCUGGACGACCCCAGCUGCGGACAAGCCAGCAGAGGACAACAAGAAGAGUGAAGAGGUUGCCAAUGAGAAGGAGGCGAAGGAGAAUGGUGUGAAACCCACUGAGCAAAAUGGUGAGAAAAGCAGCGAGAAGUCAGAGGAAAAAGGAGAGGCUGGAAAGGAUGACUCUAAGGAGAAAGACGGAGAAAAGAAGGAGGGAGCAGGAUCCCAGGAAGGAGGCGAGAAGAAGUCCCUGUUCAACUUCUCUGGUGGAUUUUCCUUCGGGUCGGGCUCGGGGGGAUCGAGCAAACCGUUCUCCUUCUCGGCAGGGUCGGGAACAGGGUCUGGAUUCUCGUUCGGAACUUCUUCUGCGUUUUCCUCCGGCUUCACGUUCGGAACGGGAACAAAGAUGGAGUCUUUUGCCAGCGUUGGAAGUCAAGGGUGGACGAGCAAGCAGAAGAAGGAGGAAGGAGAGGAUGGCGAAGACGGAGAAGGCGGAGGAGAGGAGGACGCGCAGGCAGAGGUUGCUGUGAAGAAGUCGGACGCGAUUGUCCAGCUCGACCUGGUGGAGACUUGCACAGGAGAGGAGGACGAGACGUGCGUGUUCCAAGUGCGAGCGAAGCUGUUCACGCUGAUGACGCAGCCCAAGGAGAAGCCGUCGGAGGGGAAGGAGGGCAGCCCGAAGGAGGCGGAGAACAACGCUCCUUCUUGGACUGUGAUGGGGAUCGGCGAUCUGAAGAUCAACGUUCCCAAGGAGGGCGAGACGGACAAGUCGAAGAGGCCGAGGAUCAUCAUGAGGCGGCAAAAGACUUUCCAGCUGUGCCUUAACACGUACCUGUUUGAGAACAUGGUGUGCGAUAAGGCUGGGCCCAAGGAGGUCCGAUUUACGAGUGUUGAUGGGGGGAGGUUGGGGGGCGAGGAUGAGGAGGAGUCAGAGGAGAAGGUGAAGAAGAAGGAGGUGGAGGUGAAGGAGGAGGAGGUGGUGGUGAUGGUGAAGGAGGAGGAGGUGGUGGGCAUGAAGAUUGACUCGGAGAAGGAUCUAGCGACCUACCUAGUGCGCGUGAAGGAGGAGGAGGAUGCAGACAAACUAAUAUCUCUAGUCCACAAGCACAAGUCUCACGGGAAGGAGUAG
Messenger RNA from Guillardia theta CCMP2712, 1329 nucleotides. It is a transcript of the gene NUP50, whose product is annotated as Nup50, nuclear pore complex component. Bases 1 to 1329 code for a protein of 442 amino acids. The transcript has 5 exons. Gene Ontology annotation, cellular component: cytoplasm; nuclear pore. Lineage: Eukaryota; Cryptophyceae; Pyrenomonadales; Geminigeraceae. Gene Ontology annotation, molecular function: GTPase activator activity. The record is from RefSeq and is a predicted model, not a curated record. Gene Ontology annotation, biological process: intracellular transport.